AUGGUCAUGGCGCCCCCGAAGUCAGAACCAGGGGACGGCAUGGGGCCCGAACCCUCGACGAAAAGGUCUCGAUGGGCAACCCGCAAGCUGACGGUCAAGAGCAGCUCUUUGAAGCGCCUUUCGAUCAGGGGCAGGUUACACAACAGGAAUGGAUCUAGCGAGAAGAAGAGGGCGUCUGGAGGAACUGAGACGUCGCAGCAGCCUGAUGGCGUGCAAGAGCAGCAGGACAGCAACAGCGUCAAGAGCGAGGCUCUCGGUGCCCACGCAGUCGCGCCGAGGCAACUAUACUUCAACCUCCCGUUACCGCAAGACCUCCAGGACGAGGAUGGUCGUCCUAUACAGCAGUUCACUCGGAACAAGAUUCGAACCGCAAAAUACACGCCCCUUUCCUUCAUCCCCAAGAACCUCUUCUUCCAAUUCCAUAAUAUCGCCAACAUUUUCUUCCUCUUCGUUGUCAUAUUGGCUAUUUUCCCCAUAUUCGGCGGUGUUAAUCCCGGGCUCAGUGCCGUUCCUAUAAUUGUUAUUAUUUGCAUCACGGCUGUCAAGGAUGCCAUCGAGGACUAUCGGAGGACGAUCCUGGACAACCAGCUCAACAAUGCACCGGUCCAUAGGCUGGUUGGCUGGGAGAACGUAAACGUGGAGGAGGAUAAUGUCUCGCUAUGGCGCAAGUUCAAGAAGGCGAAUUCUCGAUUUUUCGGCGCAGUUUGGCACGCAAUUGAGAGCCUAUGGAACAAAGAAGCAAAAUUGGCACGUCAGAACAUUGCGUCUGCUGACCCUCGCCUGUCGAUCGAAACGAGGGCAACUCCGUGGGAAUCCGUUGCUUCGCCUAGCCGGCGACAUUCCGUUGCCUCGGCCCACGAAGAGAUCCAGAUGACGCCUGUCCCAUCUCCCGUACCGCGGAAACCCCAACUACCCGAAGCCGCAUCAUCUGUUGAGAACGAGGCGGCGCUCCUCCAGAAUUUUCGCGGGGAUUUGAUCAACUAUGAUGUGCCCGUCUCCGAUAAGGCGAGGUUUCAUAGAGACGCGUGGAAGAAUCUGGUUGUAGGUGAUUUCAUACGCGUCUACAAUGACGACGAGCUUCCCGCCGACAUCAUUAUCCUGGCUACCUCGGAUCCUGACGGUGCCUGCUAUGUGGAAACGAAAAAUUUGGACGGCGAGACCAACCUUAAAGUCCGGUCGGCUCUUCGGUGCGGUCGGACGCUGAAGCAUGCUCGCGACUGUGCGCGGGCCCAAUUCAUGAUUGACAGCGAGCCCCCCCAGCCAAACCUCUACAAGUACAAUGGUGCGAUCAAGUGGCGGCAGAAGGUGCCCUGGGACCCCACAUCCGAACCAAGGGAGCUGUCGGAGCCCGUCAGUAUCGACAACAUGCUUUUGCGUGGGACCAAUCUGCGGAACACGGAAUGGGCGCUCGGCGUUGUCGUUUUCACCGGCCACGACACAAAGAUCAUGAUGAAUGCUGGUGUCACGCCGAGCAAGCGGGCCCGCAUUGCCCGGGAGCUGAAUUUCAGCGUCAUCUGCAACUUUGGCAUCCUGGUUGUCAUGUGCAUGAUUGCAGCAAUUGCAAACGGUGUCGCCUGGGGCAAAACGGAUGCCUCCCUUCAUUGGUUCGAGUACGGAUCCAUCGGAGGGACGCCCGGCCUGACUGGCUUCAUCACGUUCUGGGCGGCUGUCAUCGUGUUCCAAAACUUAGUGCCCAUCUCGCUCUACAUCUCCCUCGAAAUCGUGAGGACGCUGCAGGCCUUCUUCAUAUACAGUGAUGUUGGCAUGUAUUACGACCGGAUUGAUGCGCCGUGCAUCCCCAAGUCCUGGAACAUCUCGGACGACGUCGGCCAGAUCGAAUACAUAUUUUCAGAUAAGACGGGCACGCUGACGCAGAAUGUCAUGGAGUUCAAAAAGGCAACCAUCAACGGCCAGCCUUACGGGGAGGCUUACACGGAAGCCCAGGCUGGCAUGGACAAGAGACAAGGCGUCGAUGUGGAACAGGAAGCCAACAAGAUCCGGGCCGAGAUUGCCGAGGCCAAAGUGCGGGCAAUCCGUGGUCUCCGUCAGCUGCACGACAACCCAUAUCUUCAUGACGAAGACAUGACUUUCAUCGCCCCCGAUUUCGUCGAUGACCUCGCUGGCAAGAACGGGCCGGAGCAGCAGCAGGCCAACGAGCAUUUCAUGUUAGCGCUUGCGCUUUGCCACACCGUCAUUUGCGAGAAGCAGCCGGGCGACCCCCCGAAAAUGAUUUUCAAGGCCCAGUCCCCUGACGAGGCCGCCCUAGUUGCUGCGGCCCGCGAUAUGGGCUUCACGGUGCUCGGCUCAUCCGGCGACGGGCUUGAUGUGAACGUGAUGGGCACCGAGAGGCAUUACCCCGUCCUCAACACCAUCGAAUUCAAUUCAAGCAGGAAAAGGAUGAGUGCAAUUGUCAGGAUGCCCGACGGUAGGAUCGUGCUUUUCUGCAAAGGGGCUGAUAGCAUCAUCUACUCUCGUCUUAAGAAAGGCGAGCAAGCCGAACUCCGCAGGGAGACAGCAAAACAUCUCGAGAUGUUUGCUAUCGAGGGUCUUCGGACGCUUUGUAUCGCGCAGAGAGAGCUCUCGGAGGAGGAGUACAAUGAAUGGCGGAAGGAGCAUGAUUUGGCAGCUACAGCGUUGGAAAACCGCGAGGAGAAACUCGAAGAGGUGGCCGAUAAAAUCGAGCGGGAUCUCACCUUGCUGGGAGGUACUGCUAUCGAAGACCGACUCCAGGAUGGGGUCCCGGACACGAUCGCGCUACUGGGUGACGCGGGAAUCAAGCUCUGGGUUCUCACGGGCGACAAGGUCGAGACGGCCAUCAACAUUGGCUUCUCGUGCAACCUUCUGAACAACGACAUGGACCUCAUCCGUCUGCAGGUCACGGAAGACGAAGCUGGUAUCUCGACAGAAGAGGAGUAUCUUACCCUCGCCCAGGAGCAGCUUGAUGCCGGCCUGGCCAAGUUCAACAUGACCGGGAGCGACGAGGAGCUCAAGAAGGCUAGGAAGGACCACGAGGCCCCAGCCCCCACCCACGGGCUCGUAAUUGAUGGCUUCACGCUCCGGUGGGUACUCAGCGAUGCGCUCAAGCAGAAGUUCUUACUACUGUGCAAGCAGUGCAAGUCCGUGCUCUGCUGUCGUGUCAGUCCUGCCCAGAAAGCUGCCGUGGUGGCCAUGGUGAAGAAUGGCCUCGACGUCAUGACCCUUUCUAUCGGAGAUGGUGCGAACGACGUUGCCAUGAUUCAAGAAGCCGACGUCGGCGUCGGCAUUGCGGGCGAGGAAGGCCGACAAGCCGUCAUGUCGUCCGACUACGCCAUCGGGCAGUUCCGCUUCUUGCAGAGACUGGUGCUGGUCCACGGCAGAUGGUCCUAUCGGCGCUUAGCGGAGUCGAUAAGUAACUUCUUCUAUAAGAACAUGAUCUGGACCUGGGCCAUCUUCUGGUUCCAGAUCUUCUGCAACUUCGACAUCUCGUACAUCUACGAGUACACGUACAUCCUGAUGUUCAACCUCUUCUUCACCUCGGUCCCGGUUAUCCUUAUGGGCGUUCUGGACCAGGAUGUGUCUGAUACGGUGUCGCUGGCGGUGCCUCAGCUCUACCGGCGGGGCAUUGAGCGGAAAGAAUGGACACCGUCGAAGUUUUGGAUCUACAUGCUUGACGGCAUCUACCAAUCCGCCGUGAGCUUCUUCAUCCCUUACAUCUUCGUCGCCUUAACGGUCACGGCGGCCGGGAACUCGCUCGAUGUUGCCGAGCGGACGCGGCUGGGUGCCUACAUCGCUCACCCUGCCGUUUUCACUAUCAACGCAUACAUUCUGAUCAACACAUACCGGUGGGACUGGUUGAUGCUUGUUGUCAUUGCAAUCAGUGACCUCUUUAUCUUCUUUUGGACCGGGGUAUUCACGGCUAGUACCUACUCCGCCACCUUUUACCAGGCCGCCCCACAGCUCUACCAGCAGUUGAGCUUCUGGAUGUGCAUGAUCGUCACGCCAGCCAUCUGCCUGCUGCCGCGCAUUGUGGCCAAGUGCAUCCAGAAGACACGGUUUCCUUACGAUGUCGACAUAAUUCGCGAGCAAGACAAGCAAGGCCAGUUCGCGGAUCUCAACACAGCUGCCGAUGGCAAGACCACAGCGACUGUGGCUGUCGAUGGCACAUCGUCAGGGUCGUCGGCAUCAUCGGGCAAGAUGUCAGGCAGGAGCAGAAAAGCGAAGCAUGCUCAAUACGCAAGCGUAGACGAGGACAGGCGACCCAUCUAUCCGCCGUCCAUCGCUACGCACAACACGCGCACGCAGAAUGGAAGCGACGGCACAACCUACAUUAUGCAGAACAGGCCGUCGCUCGACCUCCAAGGAGACGCCAUAGAGCCAGACGCGGAGCCGGAGAGGGGCGUCCGGCCUUCAAUAGAUCGCUGUAGGCCAUCGUACGACCGGGUACGACGGUCCAUAGACCGAGUGCGACCGAGCUUCGAGGCCAGCAACGAUUUCACGUCGGCGGCGCGGCUCAGCAGGGUCGAGUCUACGCACUCGGAACACGGCGUAACGGGACCGGGGGGCCAGCGGCGGUUCAACCUGACGACGGUUAGGAAACGGGGGAUGUCCGCCUUUUCCAAGAAGAGCAUCGAUCCCUGA
Canariomyces notabilis is the source of this 4617-nucleotide messenger RNA. Its product is annotated as phospholipid-translocating P-type ATPase. Gene Ontology annotation, molecular function: ATP hydrolysis activity; ATP binding; magnesium ion binding. Bases 1 to 4617 code for a protein of 1538 amino acids. Gene Ontology annotation, cellular component: trans-Golgi network; plasma membrane. The record is from RefSeq and is a predicted model, not a curated record. Lineage: Eukaryota; Fungi; Ascomycota; Sordariomycetes; Sordariales; Chaetomiaceae. Gene Ontology annotation, biological process: phospholipid translocation. The transcript is spliced from 3 exons.